GUUUAAGAUGUUUUCGAUUUGGGGGCUAACUCAUAAUAGGAAAACGAUAGAACUAAAAACAAUUUGUUUUUCAAUGUUGCAAACGACGUUUUUUGGGUUUGUCAACAGUCAAAAUGAGCCACAAUCCAACUCUGAAGGCGUUAGACUCGCUCUUUGGUUAGCAAUGGUUUAUUAGGUGGUAGUGGCUACGAACACGAAAUUUUCAAAUGUAAAACCUUUUUGUUUACAUCGCUAAGGACACCAAGCAAAACCAGUGUAAGAAAGACUUUGCAUAAAAAUUUAAGAAUGUAAAGAGUUUCAGGUCAAGCAGUUUGUCAAACCCAGCUGUGAGACAUUCGGCUUUUUUCCACGAAGCAAUCUUGAUUGACCACAAAUAUACUACAGAAGCAGCGACACCGUAUGGUGCUCGUCGAAGACACCACCAGCAAAGCCAGUGCUACUAUCUCUGUUGUUUAAACUUCAAUUAAAAAUCGUUGCAAAAUGCUUUAUCAGAAACAAGACACACCAACAGCAUUACUUGCAUAUGUAAGCAGAAGUAAUGCACAUGGUAGAACAGUAAAGAUGGAAGAUUAGAAAAAGGCCAGUUCUUUGGAAGACAAACGCAAUAGCAAAGCAGUGAUGGUUUGAGUGUCUAUUUGAAAUGAAGAAACGAAUGCCAAAGAAAUUUAUUUUCAAUGCUGAGAUGGGGAUUUUAAAGAAGUAACUAAAUGCAAAGAGGCCUACAAAUCACUAAAUAGUACUAAAAACUGUGGAAAACAAUUUUAUUCUUUCAAGCAUCUUUGUUUGCCAGCUUCUUUGGGCAGCACUGAAAUUUUUUUUGUAAUUUGAAAUGUCUAAAUGGGUAGUUUUACGGGAAUUGAUUAUCAAAAAUUUGCGCAGGCCCAUCGUCCAAAAAACACCAUUGUAGCGCAUAUGUCAUUUUAUCGGCUUGCAGUCGAUUUUAUGAAUAAGAUUCUUUGAUAAUGCGGGUAUAAUUAAGUGGGUUUUUUUCUAUUAGUUCUUUUAUUGACAUUUUGAUAUAAAUACUACUAAGUGACCGAGAUGAGAAACUAGUAAUUGAUACGACGAGGCAGUUUCAAUUGAGAGACGAACUGAACUUCAUGUGGAUAAACUUCUAUGUUUUCGUUAUGGCUGUAGAUAUUGCUUGCUUUGCUUUUUUGCUUUCUAUUUUACACUGUCGUUAGCUAUCUGACUUUCUUCGUUUAAUCUGUUAACAUAACACUUUGAGCUUCUUUGUUUAUUACGCGCUUUAGACUGAGUAUCCUUGGAACUUGUUAAUGUCUUUUACAAUAAAACAAAACAAACAGCACUUCGAAUUUUCAGGGAAGAAAGCUUUAGGAAACUUUAGCUAAGGGACAAAAAACCCAUUCUCCAGAACAAUAUCUAGAAUGAUGUUGAAUAUAAAAGAAGCAAGCAACAACAACUAUGAAGAUGCCCUUUAAAUGCUUUAGUCACAACAACCUUGAUUUAACUGCUGUUGUAUAUAAUUAUCUUGAGUCUUUUCACAUUAAUAGUUCAAUUUCAAGUAGCAAGUUAUCUUAAACGAAUCUCCUCUGAAGAUUAGUCUUUCAUGACGGGUGGGACCUACUCCUCGAAAAAGAAGAAUGGAUGUCGAUAUUGCGGUCAUGAAGUAUUUUUUGGGUCUACGCAUAAUAGAGAAAUUAUUGUUUUGUUUCAUUUAUAAAUCAAAGCAGCGGAGAAAACCAAGUGCCCUGGUGUAAGGCUCACAGGCCGGGAGCAUAUUGAGCUUCGAUCACAGGAUUCAUCCUAAAAAACUCACAGAUUAGAGUAGAAACGACAAGAAUAUAUCUAAUUAGAAACUUUAAAAUGUUCACGAGAAUUUUCUUCUGACUCUGAAAUUACAUUGCUCAGAAAGACUCUUCAAAAAUGAGUAUGGUUUCUGUCGGUGAGCGUUGAAAAAUGGCCUUUUAAAACUAAAUUGUGCAAAGCCUCAAUUUAUGUAAAAUGGAACUAAAGUUUCAGACAGGAGCCUUGCAGAACAGCAGAUAUGCGCCAUUCACUUCGCAAAAUUGUUUCCCAUUUUCUGAAAACGAAAAGUUCUGGCUAUGCCAUAUUUACAAGUUUCUUUGAAGAAAACUACCUAAGUCGAUAAAUGUUCAGUUAAUUUAUUCUGUCAAGCCACAAAAGAUAGGACACGGUUGUCAUAUACUGUAGGCCUAAAUCACUGGCUUUACCUCGAAUGGCAAUAUGCUUUUGCAAGUUUGGUUAAUGACAUUAUGAACACGCAGCAGCUUUGACAUUAUAAUUACAUAAAAAUGAUGUUUGGUAGUAGCUAACGUUGCAAAAUCCCUUUUCCUAAAACUUUGUAAAAUAGCAUAUCUUUGUGUUUCCAGCUUUAUUUGAAAGGCUUUUCUUGUUUGGUUAGAAAGUUUUACCGAUAUAAUUUAUUCUUAUGCUUCUAGCCAAAUUUUCAUCUCAAAUUACCUUAUUCCUUUGUAAAAAUUAUUUGUUUUUAAGUUUAGCAAAAAAAGAGCGAAUGCAAAUACCAUGUUACAGGAGCUAAAUGAAAUCCCCGGCCCUUAACGAAUUGCUGAUGUUUCAUGAUAUGAUCCAGUUUUGGGUGCGACCUUUAAAGUUUAGAUCUCUGCAGAUUAACAAAGUUUGGGAAAACAAAACAGUUUGUAAUUUUGCAAAUUGUUUGUACAAGACUUUACUUCAAACUGAAUAUGUAUACAAUUGUAGCAUAACAGCUUAUUAAUCUAGCUAGUCAAUAAAACACCAAUAAUAUUAUUUUUACCAAUUAUUUAAUUUUUCUGAAACUUCAUAAGCUUAACAAACCUCCGAGAUUUUGAUUAAAUUUUUGAAAAAAUUCACAAGCUUAAUUCAUUAACAACUGUUGUUGUAAAUAUGUACGGCAAUAGGUUUUUAAGAUAUUUGACCUGAGAUUUGCCUGAUUCGAUUUGUGACUGUUUAUGCUUUUUAAAGUCUAAUUUAGGAUCAUGGGACUAUCUGUUCAGUCUAAGAAAGAUUUGAGAAAGCAUGAGGCUUAUUGAUGGAUAAAUAUCAAUGAUGCUAUGUAAAAAAAACUAGAUAGAUGUAUUUAUUUAUCAUUUGAAGAACAUUACAAAUAUAUAUAGGCCAAAAUUAUAAAGGCACAAGAAUACGACAAAAAUUUCUAAAGUUAUAUUUGAAAGACUACUAUCUGUAGUAGGUACUCUGUGUUAAUUGGUAGUGAAAGCAUAGUCAGGUGACCAUAAUUAAAAACGACUUUAUGCCACAUGCUUUUAAGCGAUUCCUACAUAUAUUUAGAAAAUUUGGCUGAAUGCUAGGCUGUGUAGAUUACAUUUAUAUGUAUGGACUGGCCGCUCUUCUAUCUUUUGUAAAUAAUAUCCAGAUAAAAAGUCAUUGAAGACGUUGAUAGGAUCAGAAUCCCAACAGCAACUUGCAGUAUAUCAUUGUAAUGUUUAAUCUUUGCAAGGCUAUACUUGACACGCGCCCUAUAGAAAAUAAAUCUUCUAUUUUGAUCACCUUAGAAAAGGUCUAACCAGGAUGAUCUCGUUGACCAUCGAUCUCCUUUUCAAAUUCAGUGGUUAGUUUCCUAACAUGGCCAACAUUUCAAAAGACUGUUGCACAACUGAAAUCAUAUUUGACGAAGCAACAGUUUGUGUUGCUGCUUAAAGCUGUGUGGUCCUUAGAUUUACAAAUUAUAAAGAAAAUCACGAAUUAUACGAAUAACGUUUUUGCUCUUGGCUUUGUCAACUACAGCUCCUUUGCCCAUUACAUCCUACCACAAGUUUUCGAUCUAACCUUAAACAAAUUGAUUAUAAAUGCCACCUCCUUUUUUUAAUUUUUUCUUUCAUUCCUUGUUAAUCUUUUCUUUCAUUCCUUAAGCAUAUAGUGUUGUAUAUUUUACCUAGAAUAGUUCUUCAAAUUUUUUAAAAUGUUAUAUAUUAAAGUACAUGUGGGCGAGAAUUUCUUUGCUAGAAUACUCUCGUUUUCUUUGUGCAGUCAUUCAGCCCUGCCAAUGAAGUGAGCCUGUAGCUGUUUUUCUGAGUUUGAAUUUUAAAGCUUUUAGCUUAAUUUUGAGUUCUUGAGAUAAUAUUAUCACCUGAUGUUACAGAAGACACCCAGUUCUUGUUUUUCAAAUUAACUUUUUCUCAGCCUAAUCUGAACUCACGCAGCUUGCGAUUAUGGGUCAUUAUUUCUCUCCUGGGUCUAAUAAAUAUUUAAACUAAACUCUAGUCUUUCCUUCCACGUGUAAGUGUGGUGAUUUCCAAGAUAAAAGAUGAUAUUCAAAGCAACCUUUUUUACACGAGGGCAAAUUAAAAAGAAAUUGCAACGCUAAAUAAUUCAAGUAGAUUUUUGAAAAAUUCGAGCAUUCCGCAAUUGAUUCCACUGCGUUUUUGCCCUCCUUGAAGCGACCAAUGGUAAAUGUUUCAAAUAAAGAUGAAAAGUUGUUCUUAUAAAAGUUUCGCAAAAGAUUUGCUAUUCAAACGCACUUUGACACAAUGUUUUCCUUGGAUCUGCGUAGAUGGCAGGGAAAUGCUUCAUGUUGACACUCACCUGUUUCAAUCGAUGAGGUUUUGUUUUUCUAAUCACCAGGCAGUAAUUGACAUUCUAUUGAUACUUUGUCGAGGGUUGCGUAGCUCUCAGUCUGAUUGCCCUAACUCCAAGUUCUUUAAUAGACUUUAAGAAGAUGUUUUGUCCACACCCAAGGAUACUGCGGAGGUGUAUAAUGGACGGCUGAUCUGUGUGGUGUUGCCAAGGUAACGUUCUUCUAAGCGAAUGAAAGAAUAGGUGCCAGUAUCGCAGAGAGUUUUCAUUUAAGUGUACUGACCUUGGCAAUGAGAUGAACUCUAAUCACAGCUAGCAGCCUCUUGGAAAGCUGUGCUUGGCAGGUUGUUUUGAGUUUGACUACACUGCAACAGUUAUACUUUGGCGAAAAGCAGUUAAUCAUUCUUCGACGAACUGAUGACCUAAAAUUGGCAAGAAGUAAACUAUCGUUAUGAAGCUUUUCUUUCCGUUUAACCUUUAAGGAACGUCCAUUGGAAAAUGUACUUUGACACUCGUUGGUUUCACUGCUUUUUAGGUAGUUAUUUGGUAUUUAUUGUUUGAUAAAAACACAUGAGCGUUUGAUAAUAACUUCGCAAGUGUUGGCGAUCAGCUGUCUUUACUUUGAGGCCAAUCAUUAAUCCACUGCUUUGUCGCUCUACCGCUUAACUGUUUUCCGCUUUACAGCUCUACCGCUCUACUGCUUCUCCGGUUCACCGAGCCAAUAUCGGACCAAAAGCAAUAUCUCCGUUGCCCCGGAUACGCCCCAUUUAGAAAAGAAACUCUAGCAAUGUCAGUUGCAGUUUCAUCCGUCCAAUUACUAACUGCGGGAGAUGGAAGUGGAAGCAGUACACCAACGCUUCGUCGGACAUUUUGUAACUCGCCGCUUCUUCAGAAAGCCAAGUUUAAAGAUCUUUCACCAAGAUUUCCCAGAAAUAGGUUCGCUUUAGCCGGUGGUUUUUCAAAAACUCGAAUUAAAAUUAACGUCAGUGGGACUAUAUUCGAAACUCUGGAAACGACACUUGACAGAUUUCCAAAAACUCUUCUAGGCGAUAAAACGAAGCGUUCUAAACACUACGACUCUAUUCAGAGAUGCCUUUUCUUCGACCGUUGUCGUAUUUCUUUCGAAGCCAUAUUGUUUUAUUAUCAGAGUGGUGGAUACUUGAUACGGCCUACGGACAAAGACAUGACUGACUUUGAGAAAGAAUGUUUCUUCUACGGACUCGAAGAGACUGCCAUUUUGAGCAUGAAAGAGCGAGAGGGUUACGCGCGGCAUGAAGCGCCGAGCCAAGACGCAGUCGAUAAGACAUGUUGCUCUAGCUUACACAGCUUCCUGGAGAAUCCCAACUCGUCGAAACCAGCCAAGGUUUUCGCCGUUUUGUCGAUGCUAAUGAUAGUUGGCUCUGUUAUCCUAGCCUGUCUUUCGACGAUGUCGCAAUUUCGAGAUGAUCAUGCAUCUUCUAUUUUCAAUAGUCCGCUCUCUGUCAUCGAACUGAUAAUGAACAUAUUUUUCGGCUUAGAACUAAUUUUAAGGUUUAUUAGUGCCCCAAAAAAAUUUUCAUUCUGGAAGUCACCGCUCAAUAUCCUUGAUUUGUUUGCGGUGGUACCUUAUUUCAUUUUCUUUGCCUUCGACGAUACACAGAUAACUUAUUUAGGAUUUAUCAAAGCAUUCCGCACGAUCAGAGUGUUGCGAUUCUUACGGUUCUCGCGUCAUUCCGAUACACUGCGCGUCGUGAUCAACAUUCUUAGCAGUAGCGUUCGUGAUUUGCUAACGGUGGUUUUCUGUAUGCUAUUGAUGUCGAUCUCCUGGGGCAGCUUGGCCUACUACAUUGAAGUUGGGAGCGAGGAAACCCAGUUUAUUAGCAUUCUCGAUGGCAUGUGGUGGGCUAUUCAGACCAUCGUUUGCCUUGGAUACGGCGAUAUAGUUCCGGUAACGUUUCCAGGAAAGGUGGCAGGGUCUAUUGUCGCUGCCGUUGGAGCCCUGACAUUGACCGUCCCUUUGUUAUCAAUUGGCGGUCGGUAUUUGCAAAUGUAUUCAAGAACGUUCUCCAUCAACUGCUCUUUGGAUAUAAACGAAAACGACAAAGCCAACAGUAAGCAACAAAGUCUUUGAACUUUUUUAAUGCUGAUGUACUGUAUGUUUUACAAAAUUAAGUUUAAGUGAAUUGAAAAAGUAAAGUGAACUUUUUCUUACUGGCCAUUGAUUACGCAACCUCACCGAGCUUCGCUAUACUGUUUUGGUGGAUUAAGGAUGGUGUUUUUCACAGAUACAAAAACGCUAUGCCGUCAUCAAUGUAGUUUUGUCGACCUAAUGAAGUUCAUAUUACAUGAUAUUUUAUGCAAUACCAGGAGGUUCAUGACGAAAAUGGAAAAAAUUGCCAGGAUUGGCAUGCUUGGAUUGGCAUGCUUGGAAUCAUUAAUUGCUUGCUUCAGUCAAUUGAUACUAUUUGAAUUAAUAUCGCUGUCAUAAAAGGAAUUGAAAGAUAAAAUAUAGCGAUCCCUACAAAUGCCUACAAAAGAAGAAGGCAGGGGGGAACUUGUCAAAUUGGUAAUGUACCAAAUGUGCCUGCUUUCUUUGUUAAGGGUGCACCUGUACUCAAAGACAUGUAUGUAUAUCACAUUGAGUGAUGUUCUUAUAGUUUAUUUGAGUCCAACAUAGUUAACACCAGGAGAGAAGGCAGCCGUACUGUCAGCAAGUAACUUAAACACAACGCUGAGCGAACGUACUAAAACUGCGCAGCAUAAACAUUGGACAUGAAUGUAAGCAUUUAUCACAUUAUUGUCAAUAAAGGCAAUCGACAGUCACUAAAGCGGACUUAGCCAUCUUUCAAUCAAGAUUUGAUCAAUCAGAUAGUGCAAUUCUACUCACAUGUUUAUUGAUUGGCUAAUAUUGAUUGACAGUUUUGUAUCUGUCAAUUGCUUUUAGGCAUUAACAAUCAGCUUACGCAAGAACUGCGUUAAGUAAAUGUGCAGUCAUACAGUGGCAGUGGGGUAUAGGGGUAAAGCGGUAAUUACCCCCUUUUUUCGUCAAAACAUAUUUUUCUCUAGAACUUGUUCAAAAAGCAUUAAGUAGGGGAGGACCAUAUUUUUGCCUAAAAAUAUCCACCUGGUCCAAUGCACUGCAACGAACGAAAAAGGGCGUGGUCUAACUGGUCACAUGCAUUGUCCUCCCACUGUGCAGUAGCUUACGGCGCCACUGCAGCGAUACGUUACAGGCCAACAAGAACAAGCUUUCGUACACAAUAAAAAACAAUAGCUACAUUUAUUUAGAUGUCCAAGACUAACUUCAGUUGAACAGGAAGAAUAUUAUGAGAAUUUCUCUUAAUACUGUAACAUUAUGUAGAUUUUUAGCUUCCUUAUGGAAAACUAUGCUUUGAACUGGACUGUCAAUAAUUGCAAUCGUAUUGUAUUUGUCAAGCAGGAUAUGACAGAAUUAAGUACUCUCUGUGAUAUCUGCUAAAACACCCGCUUUAUUUUGUCUCCAGUAUUAUAGUUGCCAAGUGAAUAAAUGGCGAGUCGGUUAAAAACAGCGAUAUGGCUUUUUCAAAGACCAAGUGGGGAGAGUUAAGUAGGCUCGGUUUACAUAUCGCGCGUAUGUGAUCAGCUUUCAACCUGAAGAAACUCCAUAUCCUUUAAUAUUGCCUUCCAUACAAGAAGGAACGUAUUUAAAAAGGAAAUUUAUCCUGUUUAUGAAUUAAAAUCCUAAAAUGAAUGAAUAAUUGAUUUAUCUAUGGGGUAUUAAACAGCAAAAGAUCUUAUUCUAUUGCCUAUAUCAUCUUCAUUCUGUAACCACAACAUAAAAAUGUACUGUUCAUGUGUAGCUUUGGUUGGUUGAUUAAUUUAUGCAGGUUUCUUGUCUGGUAUGAAGCGAUUUUCCUUUUCUUGUGUAGACCUGACACGUUGCUUUAGAUUUAAGUUUUGCGUAUUGAUUUAGA
Rhopilema esculentum is the source of this 8447-nucleotide messenger RNA. NCBI's taxonomy places the organism in Eukaryota, Metazoa, Cnidaria, Scyphozoa, Rhizostomeae, Rhizostomatidae. The record is from RefSeq and is a predicted model, not a curated record.